Histoplasma mississippiense is the source of this 1860-nucleotide messenger RNA. Its product is annotated as methylenetetrahydrofolate reductase 1. Lineage: Eukaryota; Fungi; Ascomycota; Eurotiomycetes; Onygenales; Ajellomycetaceae. The record is from RefSeq and is a predicted model, not a curated record. Gene Ontology annotation, cellular component: cytosol. Bases 1 to 1860 code for a protein of 619 amino acids. The transcript is spliced from 4 exons. Gene Ontology annotation, molecular function: FAD binding; methylenetetrahydrofolate reductase [NAD(P)H] activity. Gene Ontology annotation, biological process: tetrahydrofolate interconversion.
AUGCAUAUCAAAGACAAGUUGGCCCAUGCGGAGGCCACUGGACGCCCUGGAAUUUCCUUCGAAUUUUUCCCUCCGAAAACGGCGCAGGGUGUACAGAAUCUUUACGACCGCAUGGACCGUAUGCAUGGAUAUGGGCCAUCCUUUAUUGACAUCACAUGGGGUGCGGGAGGGCGAUUGUCGGAGCUGACCUGUGAAAUGGUGAAUGUGGCGCAAUCGGUGUACGGUUUGGAAACAUGUAUGCAUCUCACUUGCACAGAUAUGCCUCGUGAGAAAGUUGACGCUGCGAUACAGAGUGCGUUCAAGGCGGGGUGUACGAACAUUUUGGCUUUGCGUGGUGACCCUCCUCGAGAGAAAGAGAAAUGGGAGGCUAUUGAGGGUGGGUUCCGUUACGCUAAAGAUCUAGUCAAAUAUAUUCGUGAUAAAUAUGGCAACCAUUUCGAUAUAGGGGUUGCUGGAUAUCCCGAAGGCUGCGAUGACCAAGAUGACCCUGACUUGCUUAUGCAACAUUUAAAAGAAAAGGUUGAUGCGGGGGGAACAUUUAUUAUUACACAAAUGUUUUACGAUGUCGAUAACUUCUUGGCCUGGGUCAACAAAUGUCGCGACAAUGGGAUUACGGUACCGAUUAUACCUGGCAUCAUGCCAAUUCACACGAUCCCUCCUGAUUGGUUAGAGGCAUUGGAACCUGUGAAGAAUGAUGAUGUAGCUGUGAGAAACCUGGGUAAAUCUCUCGUGGCUAAUAUGUGUAGGAAAAUGCUUGCGGCUGGGAUCCACCACCUGCAUUUCUACACGAUGAAUUUGCAACAAGCAACCAAAAUGGUGCUUGGUGAACUAGAAUUGAUACCGUCUCAUAAAACCCCCCUGCAAAAGCCACUUCCGUGGCGGCAAUCUCUUGGACUUGGCCGAAGAGAAGAAGAUGUGCGACCAAUCUUUUGGAGACAUCGACAUCAAUCAUACGUGGCUCGUACUCAAACAUGGGAUGAAUAUCCAAAUGGCCGUUGGACUGACUCUCGAUCUCCUGCAUUUGGAGAGCUAGAUACUUACGGUAUUGGCCUGAAGGGAACCAACGAGCAAAAUAUCAAACUAUGGGGAGAGCCAAAAUCACUCAAGGAGCUAUCUGAGAUUUUCGUACGUUUUUUGAAUGGCAACCUUGAUAGACUUCCAUGGAGCGAGGGGGCUGUUACAGAGGAAACAGAUGUCAUUAAACUGGAUUUGCUCGACCUGAACCGGAGGGGUUUCCUGACUAUCAACUCCCAACCUGCGAUUGAUGGCAUGCCCUCCUCUCACCCAGUCUACGGAUGGGGUCCGAAGAACGGAUACGUUUACCAAAAGGCAUACCUAGAGCUUCUUAUUUCACCCACAGUGAUCGAUGAUGUUAUUAGCCGCAUCGAACAAAAUCCCGACCUGACCUAUUAUUGCGUUAAUAAAAUAGGAGAAUUGAGGACAAAUACGACCGAUAGUCCUAAUGCAGUUACGUGGGGAAUUUUCGCUUCCAAAGAAAUUAUCCAGCCCACCAUUGUUGAAACAAUUAGCUUCUUGGCUUGGAAGGAUGAAGCGUAUCGACUGGGAGACGACUGGGCCAAGUGCCACGGAGCAUCGAGUCCCAGCAGACGCAUCAUUCAACAAGUGAUGGACAACUGGUAUUUGGUCAAUAUUGUGAACAACGAUUUCCAUAAAACACAUGACAUAUUCAACAUUUUCAAGGAUCUCAAAGUCGAAAACCUAAAUGUACAAGUAGAACCCAUUGCCCAAGCAGCUGAACUUGUUGACAAUGCCCAGGAAAAUAGCCAGGAUCCUCAGAAACAGGUCAACGGCAGUUCAACAGAAGUAACUGAGUCCAAGCAAGAGAUCUCCUCUAAUUAA